GAGGAUAAAGAGGGGGGAGUGGAAAAGAGCAGGAAAGGCUCUGUAGGCUUUGCUGCUGGGCUGAGUGUGAGCUGCUCCUGCUGGGCCUGCAGGAGCAGCAGUGUUUGUGUCGAGGAAAACAGCCCCCUUGGUGUUGAAGACCUCUUCCCAAGAGAAGCACGGAGCAUUCACUGAGAGGAAAUGGGUGCUCAAGGAGGCUGAAUUAGCUGGAGUGUUGGAAGAGAUGAAAAUGACCACGCACCUGACCAAGCUGAAGACAAAAGCCAUAGAGGAGCUGAAGCAGUGCGGUGACCACCUGGCAAAGACCAACUUCUGGCUGAUGAAGGACAUCCAGCACACUGAUGAUAGCACUGCCAAGCAAGCCAGAGACUUGCUACAUCAGUUUGAAGUGUAUCAGAUGAUCGAGGCAAUGACACAGACCAUCAGUCAGAACCAGCUGGAUAUGGCAAGGGCAGAGCUCCAGGAAAUGGAAAAAACAAUGGAAAAGAAUCUGGGAAAGCUACAGCAGCAAGUGGAUGAAGCCACAUCGAAAGUACAGGCUCUCCAGGAUGAGCUCAGCAUCCUUCGGACCUACACAGAGGUGCAUUAUCUAAACCAAGCUAUGCAGAUAGUCCUCCUGCUGUCCGACAUCCAAAACCUGAAGAAGCAACAGCAGGACGAGAUAGAUGAGACAGAAAAAAUGGGAAAGGCCAUUCUGGAGGAACUGGAAGAAAAAACACAGCUGGAACAAGAAGAGAUAUUACAGAAAGUUGCAGAGGAGGUGUUGCUGCACCAGGAUGGGCUGAAGCAGAUGGUCAUCAACAAUCAUGUUCUUCGACAUGAAAUAAGAAGACAAAAAGAGAUUAUUAAAGACCUGGAAGAGGAGAUCAGCGAGCUGAAGAGAAGCGUCCAGACGCUCCGCCAGAGUGCAGGAGACCCAAGAGAGACGAUCUUUGCUGACGUUUUUCUCCACAGACCAAAGUGCACACCAGACACCGAGGUGGUUCUCCGUAUCCCCACUGAGAAGACUCCGCUCCCCUGGUGCCCACAGCGCUCAGAGAGGCUGCAGCCAAAGGCAAACCAGGACUCUCCGCUGCGAUGCCCCAGUGGUCUCCCAGUGCCGGCCCCGACGCCCCGAGGUGAGCACGUCCCACUGCGGACCGGCCUGCCGUCCCAGACCGGAGCCUCUGUGGGACAGAGCACGCACACAGGUUCAAAUAAAAACAGCCCUAUUCAAAACGCUCCUCCGCCCCGCGCUGUCCGUUACCGGCUCUGGAGCCGGCGCUGCCAAACAGGGGCAUCGCAGCCCCGCCGAUCCCAGCCCCGCCGCCCCUCCGGGCAGCACCGGCUCGGCUCGGCUCGGCUCGGCACGGCUCGCUCCUUACUUGGUGAAGCAGCGAAGCCGCGCUCUGUCCCGGCGCGCCGUGGAGCCGGGCGGGGCCGGGCGGGGGGCGCGGGGGUCCGACCCUACGCGGGACGGGAGCCCGGCUGAAGCCCCCGAGCCGCC
Lagopus muta (rock ptarmigan) is the source of this 1486-nucleotide messenger RNA. It is a transcript of the gene C16H20orf96, whose product is annotated as chromosome 16 C20orf96 homolog. The transcript has 10 exons. Bases 224 to 1471 code for a protein of 415 amino acids. The record is from RefSeq and is a predicted model, not a curated record. NCBI's taxonomy places the organism in Eukaryota, Metazoa, Chordata, Aves, Galliformes, Phasianidae.